AUUUUUUAUAAAUAAUUCUUGUAAUAAAAUGCUCGUUGACAAUGGAACUACAGCCGUUUCUCAUGGCUUCUUCACCAAAAAGGAAUCUAUGAACAAUAACUUGGAAAAGAAGUUGCGCAAUCACUUGUUGGCGAUUGAAUCCGAAUCUGGCACAGAAGGUCUUUUGAAUGCUUUGAAGGAAUUGACCAUUCAUAUAAGACAAGGAAAAAGUGACAAAGACGGCAAGAAGAAACGGUCUUUUUUCAAGGGGUUAAGUCCCUCUUACUCAAGUCAACCUACUGGCAAGGCUUGGACUGCUCAUGCUUUGGUUAAUGAAUUGGAAAGUAUUUUUGGUAUUACUCCUCAACGAACAAAUGCUCUGAAAGAAGUCUUAGGUCUUCCUUUAUCUCAACAAAAGGUCUUGAUCACUGGUUUGGUGGAAAGAUUACUUAGUCAACAUACACCUAUAAACGAUCGCAAUAAUACUUUUGAAGCCGUGAUGAAAGUCUUGGGUGGUCUUGGUCCUGGUCAUCAAGAUUUGGUACUUGGAGUUUCUCAGCCUUUGAUCAUGCUCUUUUAUGAUGACAUCAAGAAACCUUAUAUCAACUACGUAGGACAUAGUUUCCGUAGUGCGGAUGGUAGUUGUAACUCUAUCAACUUUCCUAAUGUGGGAAAAGCUGGCAAUAAUUAUGUUCGUACUGUCAACUCCAAAAGUCCAGCAAAUGAAAACCUUCCUCCUCCUUCUGUUGUCUUUGAAAGGUUAUUGAAACGUCCUGAAGGUCAAUUUACCCCUCACAAAAGUGGUGUCAAUAUGUUAUUAUUCUACUUGGCUAUUCUUAUCACCCAUGAUUUGUUUUACACUGAUGGAAAGGAUCCAAAGCGCAAUCUGACUUCAAGUUAUCUUGAUAUGUCAUUUUUGUAUGGAUUCAACAGAAUUGAUCAAGAAAGUGUCCGUCAAAUGAAAAAUGGCUUGUUGAAGAAUGAUCAGUGGUUUGACAAACGGCUUGUACUUCAACCACCAGGCGUUGCUUCCCUCGUGCUUAUAUUCUCUCGUAAUCACAAUUACAUUGCCAAGAAGCUAUUGGAAAAUAAUGAGAAUGGUCGUUUCUCUUAUGGACCUGGACAAGAAUUAGCAGAUGAAAAGGAACUUGAUGAAGAACUCUUCCAAACAGCAAGAUUGGUCAAUAAUGCUUGUUUUAUAAACGUGGUCAUUCAUGAUUAUAUCCGUACCAUCCUCGGAACAACUGAAGAUUCCGAUUUUAUUUUGGAUCCUUUAGCUCAACCGUCUUGGCCUGUUUAUGGAAAUGAAGUUUCGAUCGAAUUUAAUUUGAUCUAUCGAUGGCAUGCUGCUAUUGGUCAACAAGAUGAAGAUUGGUUGAAUUCUUUGAUGGCAUUAUUUGGAUCAGAAGCACAAUCGAUGUUAACAAAACCUCGACAUCAAGAACCAGCAUCAAAAGCAUCCACAACAGCAACAUCAUCAUCAUCCUCAGUAUCUCAAGCAACUGGUUGUGAUGUCAAUUCAUCAGGUACUGAUCAGAGUCUAUUCGAUCAGCUACUUCCUGCUUACAAUUCUCAUUUUGCGCAUGCAAGUCCUGAAGAAUUGGCAUUGGGUCUACCAUUGGCUGGUGCUCAUCGUGAUCUGAAGACGGGUUCCUUUGGUGAUGCUGAUUUGACACGAUUAUUACGACGUGGAUAUACACAAGUGGCUGGAGAAGUUGGAAAUGGAUUGGGUGUACCAGCAGCACUUGAAACUAUCGAAAUAGCAGGCAUCAUGCAAGGUCGACGACUUCGUUGUUGCUACUUUAAUGAAUUCCGAGAAUAUCUCAAUUUGGUGCCCAUGAAGACAUUUGAAGAUUUCUCUGAAAAGGAAGAAGUACAAACGGCUUUGAAAGAACUUUAUGGAACUCCAGAUAAAGUGGAAUUAUAUGCUGGAUUGAUGGUGGAACGUAGUAAGGUGACUGGACUUCGAUUACCUUAUACCAUGGGUCGUGCUAUUCUUAGUGAUGCUAUCAAUCUUUUACGCAAUGAUCGAAUUUUGACAAAUGAAAUGACACCCAACACAUUGACCAAUUGGGGUUAUGACUUUAGUAAAGGUGAUGCGGAUCAACAUGGCCGUGUGUUUCCAAAACUCAUCAAGUUGCAUCUUGCCAAGGCUAAUGCGGAUGGUUCUCCUCCUUUCACUGCCGAAGAACUCUCUAAUCUCUUCACUGUACCUGGUUCAGAUAGUUUCUAGUUUGAUCAUUUUAUUUUGAUAUACAUUUACAUCUAUUUUUAUCUAUAAAUACUUUUUAUCUUAUUUUUUUUUAAUGUCUAUCUAACACCUAUCUUGAUUCAUAUUCAAUAAAUCAAAUAACUAUUUCAAUAUCAUUUUUUUAUUUCUAUUUUUUUUUUUCCAAUAUCAUCUAAUUU
This is a messenger RNA of Halteromyces radiatus, 2388 nucleotides long. Its product is annotated as heme peroxidase. NCBI's taxonomy places the organism in Eukaryota, Fungi, Mucoromycota, Mucoromycetes, Mucorales, Cunninghamellaceae. The transcript is spliced from 10 exons. Gene Ontology annotation, biological process: response to oxidative stress. Gene Ontology annotation, molecular function: peroxidase activity; heme binding. The coding region runs from base 29 to 2212 and encodes 727 amino acids. The record is from RefSeq and is a predicted model, not a curated record.